Carlito syrichta (Philippine tarsier) is the source of this 1262-nucleotide messenger RNA. It is a transcript of the gene ANKRD53, whose product is annotated as ankyrin repeat domain 53. The transcript is spliced from 5 exons. Gene Ontology annotation, cellular component: spindle pole. Lineage: Eukaryota; Metazoa; Chordata; Mammalia; Primates; Tarsiidae. Gene Ontology annotation, molecular function: protein binding. The record is from RefSeq and is a predicted model, not a curated record. Gene Ontology annotation, biological process: regulation of mitotic cytokinesis; positive regulation of microtubule polymerization; mitotic metaphase chromosome alignment. The annotation marks the transcript as partial.
CUGCGGCUCUGUCUGAAUCGGGACCCCGGGGAGAUCCCGACGGACAGCAAGGGCUUCACCGCCCUCCACUUCGCAGCCCAAGGAGGCAAGCUCGCAUGCCUGCAGGUCUUGGUAGAGGAGUACAAGUUUCCUGUGGACCUGCCCACCAGCAAUAGCCAGACCCCCCUGCACCUCGUCAUCCACAGGAGCAACAAGGCUGUGGCACUCCCCUGCAUUGACUACCUGCUCAAGAAAGGGGCAGCCGUCAACGCUCAGACAUGCAACGGCUCCACGCCCCUGCACCUGGCGGCCCAGGAGGGCCUGCUGGGCUGUGUGAAGGUCCUGGUACAGAGUGGUGCCAACGUCCAUGCCCAAGAUGCCAUGGGCUGCAAACCCAUUGAUUUCUGCAAAAUAUGGAACCACCGUGCCUCUGCCCGGUUCUUGAAGGAUGCCAUGUGGAAGCAGGACAAGAAGGACCUUGCCCAUGAGAUGGGAAAACUGAAGAGGCUCAAGAACCGGCUGGUCCUCAUGGAGCAGAACUACCUGAUUGAGUGUCAAAAAGAGCAGAAUAUUCUGCGAGAAGCAGAUUUCAGGAAGUGGCUCCAUUCCAAGCUGCACCGAGGCCACGCUCUGGUCUCCAACACCAAGCAAGCGCAGGCCACCACCCUCUCCAAGACCCCAGAGGACGGGGCGUCAAAGUGUUGCAGGAGUUUCCACCCCUCCAUGGCAGCGCGCCUGCGGUGCUUAGCACAGCCCAGCCAGACGCCCAAGCCCACCUACAGGCGGCCCACCAUCAGGCGGCCCAUGAUCUGGAACGUUAGCAGCAACCCUGCCACAUACCCCAUCACCCGGAUCAGCUGCCCACAGGGCGUCCGCCUGGGCGUGCACCCAGAGCCCAGCCGGGAGCACGACUUCAGCAGCUUCCUGGAGGUGACGUCCGACGGGCACGGCGGUGCGCGGCUGCACACGGCCGACGGCCACUGGGUGGCGCCAGUGCCCCGGCUGCCUUUCGAGGUGCUGGUCCGCAGGCUGCGCCCGCGGGCGUGGCCGCACAGGCUGAAGGUGCCCCAGGGCCUUCGCCCCAUCAGCAUGAGGGAAGUGCCCCGGAAGCGGCACUUGGGCGACCACACUUUCUGGACCGACACUCUGGCCAUGAGCCUGCGUGAGACAUUUGAUGACGCCUUCCUGGGAGCCAUGAGAGCUCAUCAAGGGUUUCCCGCCCUGCCCUCCCCCAAAACCAACCCAUAGAGUUAUUCUGGUAGCCCUUCCACCCGAGGCAGCCC